CCUGUGCUGUGGCGGAAGUGAAGAGGCGCUCCUUCAGCCAGCCAGCACGCCGACAGAAAGAUGACAUUGCCCAGCAACACCACACACCCAGGACGGCUCUUCAUCUUCCCGUCUUAGCCAGCGAGCAGCUAGACUGUGCCGAGUUAUGGCGAGCGCACAAAGAGGAGAGCAUGGCAUUUGCAGGGAUGCUGCGAGAUCAGGACAUCGCCGCUGCCGUGCGCUCGUGUCAAGCUCCGGGCACCUUCAACUACAAAACCUUCUUUGCACAAGUGGGACUGGCCGACUUAUCCCAGGCAAACUGGAGAAAAAUGUUCACAGUCUUGGACCAGGACAGGAGUGGAUUCAUUGAGGAGGAGGAGCUAAGACUAUUCCUUCAGAAUUUCUCUCCCGGUGCAAGAGAGCUGACUGUGGCUGAAACCAGGACUAUGAUGGCUGCAGGAGAUAGAGACGGUGAUGGCAAGAUUGGAAUAGAAGAGUUCUGUGAUCUGUUUAAAUAAAGAUACUAAACCUCAACGGCCAUGACGGUCUGUCCCCGUUUUAAGGAACUGGAUGAGAUUCCUGACUUUCCCCCCAUUGUUUCCAUGCAAAGACCUCCUAUGUUUUCAACUCGCCUGCCUGCCUGCUGCUCCUUGUUGGUUUGACAUCAAUAUAAUAAG
Molecule: messenger RNA, 656 nt
Organism: Entelurus aequoreus (snake pipefish)
Lineage: Eukaryota; Metazoa; Chordata; Actinopteri; Syngnathiformes; Syngnathidae
Gene: pvalb5
Product: parvalbumin 5
Exons: 5
Coding region: 171-497 (108 amino acids)
Cellular component (GO): nucleus; cytoplasm
Molecular function (GO): calcium ion binding
Source: RefSeq, a predicted model, not a curated record